UUCAAUAGAAUGUUUUUAUUUAUUUCUUUGUUUCUGGUACAAGAAAAACAAUAUCAGCAGUGCAUUUGGAAAGCAAUGCACAUUUGUGCAACCCAGCAAACGUAAUCAUUUAUUGGAUAUACCAACUAUAAACAGUAAGUGUAAUCGAAAAGGGGGAGAAUGAAGCGGCGCAAUGCGGACUGCAGCAAACUCCGUCGCCCGUUAAAACGGAACCGAAUCACCGAGGGUAUUCAUAGCAGUACCUUCCUUUACCUGAAAUUCUUGGUGGUGUGGGCUCUGGUGCUUUUGGCGGAUUUUGUUCUGGAAUUCAGGUUUGAGUACCUGUGGCCCUUUUGGCUCUUCAUAAGGAGUGUGUAUGACUCUUUCAGGUACCAGGGACUGGCUUUCUCUGUGUUUUUCGUAUGCGUUGCAUUUACUUCAGACAUCAUAUGCCUCCUCUUCAUCCCAGUACAGUGGCUCUUCUUUGCUGCCAGCACAUAUGUCUGGGUGCAGUAUGUAUGGCACACAGAAAGAGGCGUGUGUCUGCCAACUGUAUCCCUGUGGAUACUUUUUGUCUACAUCGAAGCAGCCAUCCGGUUCAAAGACUUGAAAAACUUCCAUGUUGACCUCUGCCGUCCCUUCGCUGCCCACUGCAUCGGCUACCCGGUGGUGACGCUGGGCUUUGGCUUCAAGAGCUAUGUCAGCUACAAGAUGCGCUUGCGCAAGCAGAAGGAGGUGCAGAAGGAGAAUGAGUUCUACAUGCAGCUGCUUCAGCAGGCCCUGCCACCAGAGCAACAGAUGCUCCAGAGGCAGGAGAGGGAGGCCGAGGAAGCAGCAGUGACCAAGGGCACGUCAGACGGCGACUCCACAGCAGUGUCUCAGAACGGCGCACCCGCCUCCAAGAAGCUGCCUGCCACGCUGCCCGAGCUGGAAUACCGGGAGAAAGGCAGCAAAGACGGUGGUGGUGGCGGCGGCAAAGACCGCGAGGCCAAAAAACAACAACAACAUCAGCAACAGCACAGCAUAGGCAUCAACAACAACAUCCUGCACACAGUGGACUCCAAGCUCCAGGAACUGGAGUACAUGGAGAACCACCUGAGCAGCAAGAGACUCAAUAACGAGCUGGGCGACAGCGCCGAGAACCUGCUCGUCCGAGAAGACAACAACUCCUCAACUUCCUCUUCCUCCUCCUCCUCCUCGUCCAAUAAGAACUAUAAAAACGCCACAGGGGGGAGCUCGUCGCCGCGCAGCCACAGCUCCACCAAUGGCAGCGUGCCCUCGUCAUCCUCGGGCUCCUCCUCGUCCAAUAAGAACGAGAAGAAGCAGAAGUGUUCGGGCGGGAAGAGCCCAGCUGCGCACAAGGACACAAUGGAGAACUGCAUCCCCAACAACCAGCUGAGUAAGCCGGAUGCACUCGUGCGGCUGGAGCAGGACAUCAAGAAGCUGAAGGCAGACCUGCAGGCGAGCCGGCAGCUGGAGCAGGACCUGCGCAGCCAGAUCAGCUCGCUGAGCAGUGCCGAGCGGAGCAUGCGCUCUGAGCUGGGCCAGCUGCGCCAGGAGAACGAGCUGCUGCAGAACCGGCUCCACAACGCAGUGCAGGCCAAGCAGAAGGACAAGCAGACCAUCGUGCAGCUGGAGAAGCGCCUGAAGGCCGAGCAGGAGGGCCGUGCCGCUGCCGAAAAGCAGCUUGCCGACGAGAAGAAGAGGAAGAAGAUGGAGGAAGCCACAGCGGCACGCGCGGUCGCUCUGGCCGCAGCCUCUAGAGGCGAGUGUACAGACUCACUGCGCGGCCGUAUCCGUGAGCUGGAGUCGGAGUGCAAGAAGCUCACGCAGGACAUGAAGCUGAAGGAGGAACAGAUCCGAGAGCUGGAGGUCAAGGCACAGGAGCUGCGUAAAUAUAAGGAGAACGAGAAGGAGACGGAGGUGCUGAUGUCGGCCCUGUCGGCCAUGCAGGAUAAGACCCAGCACCUGGAGAACAGCCUGAGCGCAGAGACCAGGAUCAAGCUGGACCUCUUCUCCGCUCUGGGCGACGCCAAGAGGCAGCUGGAGAUCGCGCAAGGUCAGAUUAUGCAGAAGGAGCAGGAGAUCAAGGAGCUGAAGCAGAAGAUUGCAGAGGUGAUGGCCGUCAUGCCCAGCAUCUCCUACACCAGCGAGGCCAACAGCAUGAGCCCUGUGGCGCCCCACUACUCCUCCAAGUUCAUGGACACCAGUCCCUCCAGCCUGGACCCCAACGCCUCCGUCUACCAGCCCCUCAAAAAGUGAACUCUGGCCUCCUCUCCACUCCCUCCCUCCAGCAAACCAUCCAUCUAUCCAUCCAUCACUCCAGCUCACCUUUCAUUCCCUGCCUCCAUUUUUGUUUUUCCCCAUGUUUUUUUUUUUUUUUAUUUUUAUUUUUUUUUUCAGUUUGGUUAUAACCAUGAAAAGAUUUUAUGUUUGUAUGUUUUCCACUGGGUUUUGUGGGAUGCGUUCUGUUGUUUUGUGUGUGUGUGUGUGUGUAUGUGUGCACAUGAGUGUGCGUGUGUUUUUUUUUUGUUUUGUUUUGUUUGUUUGUUGUUUUUUUCCCCCCCAGUUGAGCCUUUUUGUAGUGUAACUCGUUUGCUCAUUGGCUAGAGAAUGAGGAAUAAGGAGAGUAAGGGAUAUCAUUAACCAAGACUGCCCAUUUUUGUUCCCUCAUUUUUAUACACAUUAAAUGUCUUCUCAGAAGCCGUCAAAAAAGCUGUUUGUUUUAGCACCCACGUGUUUUCAUGGGUCUUUAGAAAGACGUUCUAGAGUUAAGACAGAAAAUCGUUUUGCCACUGGUUACUUUUUUAUAUGUCAAAAAUGGUGGCAGUGCAUUUACUUUUAUGUAAAUGUUACCAUCUCUUAAGUUUUCAAUGAAUGUAACAGAAAAAUGGAACAAACAAAGCUGACAAAUUAUGCUUUAUGUCAUAUCCUUUGAAAGGAAACAGUUUGUGAAUUCAUUUGUCCACUUUUUUCCUGAAAUGUUGUGAUUGUUUUGGAAAAAGCACAUUUCAGUCCAGUUAUGACCAUAGCAAUGUACGUUUCCUCCUAGAAAAUACAUUUCAUCAUUGGAACUUUUUGUUUUUAAAAAAAAAAAAAAAAAAAAAAAAAAAAACACACUUGGCCAUGUGUGUUUCUUUGUUACAUGGAUACUCUAAAACUAACACUUGGUCUCUGAGACCAGCCCAAGAUUUGUUUUGUAUUCUGAAACUCGUCUGGUUUCUCAAGAGAAGAGUUCAUUCAGAAGGGCCGGACUGUGGCAUGGUGUACUCAUUAACUUUAUGCUGCAAAAACAUUUGGGGAAUGUUGAUCUCUUUGAAUUAAUUGCAAGAUAUUUUAUUGUUGGACCAAAAUUACAUAGGAAAUAGAUUCUUUAAGCAAUGCAAAAUAACAACAGUGAAAAAAAGAGAGAGAAAAAAACACACAUUGAAUAUGAUGUCUAGGUAACUGAUAUUUGCCAGUUGUCAUACUACACAGUGCCUUGAGAUCUCUUCGAACACACACAUACACACAUACAGUACAUAUACACACACUGCAAGAUACUUGUCUGACACUUCUUUACAGACUCCCAAAAUCCUUAUAAAGUCCCUUCCUAUCUACCCCCCCCCCACACACACACACACACUCCAACUCAUACACACCUGACCCAGUUGUGUUAUUUCUGCUUAGCUCCUCAGUGACCCCGUCAUGGUGUAAGGGAAGAGGUGGAUGUGGUAGGUUAAGUGGGAGUAGGGGGUUGUGUUAAGUCCAACCUGCCAAAUGCCCCCUGCAAGGACCCCACCCCUCAUCAGGCCUGCUGGCCGCCAUUGAUUUGUUUACGACAAUGUAAAAUAACUUUUUUUUUCUGCUGAAUGUUUUGAUUUGAAUCGUUUGUUUUGAUUUCUUUUUUUAGUCAAAAAAAGUGCCAAGUUAAUGGGUGUUUGUUUCUGCGUUCAUGUUUUUUGUUUCGUAUUCCUCCAUGCAUAUUUAUUUAAAACGAUGACUAUGAUGAUAAUAAUGUAAGAUAAUACGUUGGCGAAAGCACUGGAGCGUAUUUGGUUUUCCUUCUGUGAUUGUAAGAAUGGAAAGGAAAGGGUGAGCCUUUGGUUACACCCCCCCUUCCCCACCCCUCUUCUUCAUUUGGAGUUAUGUUCUUUCAGUGAUUGCAUCAUGUUACAAAGAGGAGCAGCUUGUCUGCUUUCAGUUUUGUUUUUGUAUUUUUUUUUUUUUUUAUCUCCAGUGGGAUGAAGUUUGUGAAAGUGCUGCGUCUAUCUUUACUGUACCUCUCUCACUCCCAAGUCCACCCGGCCAUUUCCUUAGCGUUGACCAUGUUGUGUGUUUUAUGGCCUACCUUGGAAAAGUAUUUCUGUGGAUUGCAAUGGCGUUGUACUGGAUUAUUGACUUUUUUUUUGUAAAACUUUGUGGAGAGUAAAAGGAAAAAAAAAGUUUUGUUUCUCUCUGUUACUCGUCCACUUCGUUACUUUCAAUAAUUGAUUUCCGCUGCGUUUGCUCACUCUGUGGGGUUUACAAAACCAUUAAAUGAAAUCUUGCUGGUUAUGCAAGAUGUUUGAAAUUG
Messenger RNA from Alosa sapidissima (American shad), 4534 nucleotides. RefSeq names its product macoilin 1a (gene maco1a). Gene Ontology annotation, cellular component: rough endoplasmic reticulum membrane. The record is from RefSeq and is a predicted model, not a curated record. Gene Ontology annotation, biological process: neuronal signal transduction. NCBI's taxonomy places the organism in Eukaryota, Metazoa, Chordata, Actinopteri, Clupeiformes, Clupeidae.